UAUUUUCACUAAUUAAUGUUCCGACUUUGGACGAGUGUUGUGUCUACCGUCGUAAAAUUAAGUUUGAUGUAAUCUAGCUGAAGGAUUGGUGCUUAGUGGCGGCUUAUCAAGCUAUGUACAACUCGGUUGCCAAAAGAAUGGACCUGAUACUGAUACCGUAUUCAUAGCAACUCGGCGAUACCGUAAUGUAUCGCGUUCGUAGUUCAUCGACGCUCAAGCGAAACCAAGAGUAGAAACAAGUAUCCCGCGCGGCAUUAAACUAUGAACUCCAUAUCAUUGGUACAGGCCAGGAUUUGAACCCACAGCCUCUCGAUUGAGAGGACGAGGCCUUAUCCAUUACGCCACCACGGCUCUCCGUCAUGCUGGUUAAAUAUAAAUGUUUUUAUUGCAGGUGAAACCACCAGUACCUUACAUAGGUUCCCCAAUCCUGAUAAGGAUGCUGGAAGAUUCAGAAAAUGGACCAAUGCUAUUGGUGGAAACUUAAUUAUGCUUGAUGUUGAUGACAAUUAUAUUUUUAAAAAUGCCAGAGUUUGUCACCAACAUUUUGAAUCCAAAUAUCAUACCUGGAGUUCAAGACUCACUAUGGACGCAGUCCCAACUUUAUUACUCAAAGCUUACUGUCAAGAUUUUGCACUUACUUCAACAGUAUUAUUUGUGUUUAUGGUGUUGACAUACUCUGCAAAAGGACACUAUUUAAAUAUUGUAAAAAGGACACUUUAACUUGUGAUUUUGGAUAGUUACCAAAUGCGUCACAAUGCCAAAGCCCUGUGUGUUUGGUUGUGCAACCAAUGAUCCCACUCGUCAUUCAUUUCCAAAUCCUAGAAUAUUACCUCAGCAAUUUAAAGCUUGGGUUGAUAUUACUGGUGAUUUUGGCAUGAGUAGUGAAGAUAUUUUUAAAAAGAAGAAAGUUUGUGGUGUCCAUUUUACUGAAAGAGAUCGCAAUCGGUGCAAUCGAUUAAAUAAAUUAGCUAUUCCAUCUCUUCACUUGAAUGGCUUUCAUGGAAAGUUUACAAUACCAACAAGUGCAACUGUCACUCAGGAACCGGAAAUGGAUACCCUAUAUGUUGCAGUUCCGAAGUCCGGCCAGCCGAAGAUACUCGACCAUGACUAUUUCUCAGAAAAUAUAGAAGAAGAUGAGUUGCUUGACACAAACGCUGCUGUCGAGACAGACGCUGUGCCAUGCGACGGAAGACCUGAGGAUGACCAUGACGAAGUAGCGGGCCAAGGUGAUGAAGUUAUAAAAAGUCAUCAUCAGGACUUUGACCAUGACCAUGGCGAAGGAGUGAGUGAUGAAGUUAUAAACCCAGAAAUAACUGAUGAGGAAAAUGUUGAAGUUUUGCAAUAUGCUGCUGAAGAGGCGGGGGCGUGUGCGGACCCGCUGUGCGAGGAGCCUGAAGAGGAAGACAAACCGGACAUCGACAAACUCAAUACUCAGAUUGAACAACUCUUCGCCGAAAACAUGUCAAAAGUGAGCAGGGUGGAGGACCUAGAGCAGUGCUGCCAUCUCUGUCUGUCUCGGGAUGGCUCCCUGGCGCCGCUACUGGGCUCGGGCCUGGGGCACAUGCUGAUGGAUCUCUUCAGUAUUGAGGUGCGGGCGGGCGACGUGCCGGCGCAGGCGUGCGGCGACUGCGCGGCGCGUGUGUCCUCCGCGCACUCCCUGCAGCGCACCGUGCGCGCCGCGACCCGGCACCUGGCGCGCCUGCUGCAGGGAACAAUGGAUUCGAGAGUUGGUGAUAGCGUCGAGCUGUGUAGUGUAGCUGCAAAAACAAAAGACCCUUCAUCCGAACCAGUAACUGCGGACAACCAAGGGGUUACGAUGCAAAGGACAGAAGAAUAUAAAAGUAACAUAGAGACAGAAGUAGAAGAGCAUUGGCCUGAACCAUUGAAUACGGAAGAUCAAGAUGUUUUGAUGGAAGAUGUUCAAGAUACUCUGCAGAAGUCGGAUAAAUUAUCCGAUGACGAAUAUUCGUUGCCCGAUCUGCCAUUUGAAUUUGAUAACAAGUCGCGGGAGAAGCAUGUUUGUCCUUUAUGCGAAGAGUCGUUUAAAAACUUGAAAUUCCUGGUGAAGCAUAAACGUGAAAAGCACGGAGUGGAGGAGAGACACGUGUGCCGCUUCUGUGGAAAGAUUGUCAAAUAUAGAAUUGACAAACACGAGAGGGCACACUUCAACCAUAACAAAGUGCACAAGAAGCACAGGUGUGAAAUGUGCGGAGCUGAGUUCGGCAUCCUGGGGCACUGGCGGCGCCACUUGCAGCGCAUGCACAACGGUCAGCGGCUGCCCGUGUGCCACGCGUGCGUGCGCGCCUUCGACACUAGAGAAUUAUACUAUGAUCACCUGAAGGAAGUACAUGGAGAUAAUUAUCCGUAUAAGUGUUCGCUGUGUCCCAGAGUUUACAAAGACCCGGAAGUUUUCAACCGACACAUGAAGCGUCACUACAAGAAUAAAAUAAAGACGAUACGACCGCCGCCGCUCGAGCCCACCGACCCAGUGGCCCAGAUCAUCGCCGCUGUGUCUCAGGACAUUCACUCAGACUCUCAGAAUAAGGACCAGGAGUGCAGCAAUAACAACUACAAGUGUGAAAUGUGCGGCGCUGGGUUUGCGCAAAAGUUGUACUGGAAGCGACACAUCCAGAGGAAGCACAACGGGCAGCGCCUGCCCGUGUGUCGCGAGUGUGCGCUAGCCUUCGGCACAAGAGAGUUAUACUUCGAUCAUUUGAAGGAAGUACACGGCGAUACGACUCCGUUCAGGUGUUCGAUGUGUCCCAGAGGCUUUCAAGAAAAGCUCAAAUUGGAUCGUCACAUAAUCAAACACAACAAGUCUAUGAUAAAAUCAGUGACCGUCGAAACUGAGACCAGCGACGCAGUAGCUCAGUUAAUCGCUGCUGUAUCUCAGGAUAUUGACCCUGAUCCUCAGAAUAACGACCUAGCUACACGCUUCAAGCAGCGCUAUAGGUGUGAAAUGUGUGGCGCUGAAUUCCGCGUGAAGGGGUGCUGGCUGCGGCACAUCAACCACAAGCACAACGGGCAGCGCCGGCCGGCGUGCCGCGAGUGCGGGCGCGACUUCGACACACGCGAACUGUUGUUUGCCCAUUUGAAGGAACAUCGCGGUAGGGAACCGCCGUAUACAUGUUCGCUGUGCCCUAGAGUCUACCAAGAAAGGGCUAGGUUCGACAGUCACAUGAUGCGCCACUACGGUAAAACAUUUAAACGGUCUGAGGCAAAACCCGGCGUCGCUUCAGCUCAAACUGUUGCUUCCGUAUCUAAGAAAAAGAAAGGUGGUUCUCAGAAGAAGUCUGUUUCUCGGAAAAAAACCGUCCAGCUCGCCAGUCCUACUUUCUCCGCCGUUGUCAAAAUUUACCCUUGCGCCAUAUGCAAGAGUACCUUCAUUUCGUCUUUAGCUUUGAAUAGACACAAACUGCACUGCAGAACCAUGGAGUGUGAAGUGUGUAACAGUAAAUUUGAGAAUUUGGAGGGCUUAGUGGAGCAUUACAAGAGUGUGCACGAGUUGGAAGCCGUGAGGAAUCCGCGGGCGGUCCCGGCGCCCGGCGGCAAGACCCUCAUACAGAUACAACCCGACCAAGUGCCAAAGCAUUUAAUACGGAAAGUAAUGGAAGCGCAGAAACUGUCUAAACUUAAAGAGGGGAAUAAGGGGGGAGGUGAUGAGGCUACACCGCCACCGCCGGAGGGCGAAGCGGCUAGCUGGUAUCGUGAUCAGGCGAAGGAGAUCAUGAAGGAUUUAUAAACAUGUGUAUUUUGAUUUUGUUAUGUGUAAUUUUUUUAGUCAAUAUGUUUUUAAAACUUAUAAUGAACGGUUCACCAGUAUUUUUUGUGUGAAGUGAUUAACUGGUGAUUUAAGUUAGAUCUCACAUUUUACAAUACAGAUUGUUUGUAUUGAUUAUAAGUUCCAACGGGUCUAGAAUAAAUAACGAGCAGUAUGUA
Molecule: messenger RNA, 3939 nt
Organism: Plutella xylostella (diamondback moth)
Lineage: Eukaryota; Metazoa; Arthropoda; Insecta; Lepidoptera; Plutellidae
Cellular component (GO): nucleus
Molecular function (GO): zinc ion binding
Source: RefSeq, a predicted model, not a curated record